UUAAAGAAAAUAACUCGAUCGAAACAGACAUGGCUCCAUCUAAGUUCAGUAACGAAUAUUCCGUAGCUCAAGCCAACACAUGCAUAUAUCUUCUUUAUGCGGAAAUAUUUAAGUCUUUAUAACAAAUGCUCAGAGUCAGCGGACUUCUUCUCUCUUCACAUCGGAGAAAAAAAGAAAACCAAAAAGAAAAUCAUUAGAGUCUAAAAAUUCAUAAGAAUCAUAAGAGACUCAAAGAAAACCAAACAGAGUGUGAGAAAAUGGGUCGAGGAUCAGAUCUGUGUUUGAUUUUGGUUAUGAUCUUGAACAGCCUGAUGAUGUUCUGCAAUGGAGGCAUCACGAGUGAGUUUGUCCGGAAACUGGACAAAACCAUUGACAUGCCUCUUAAUAGUGAUGUGUUUCGUGUUCCUCCAGGAUAUAAUGCACCUCAACAGGUGCAUCUAACACAAGGAGACGUAGAAGGAAAGGCAGUGAUAGUUUCUUGGGUCACACAAGAAUCAAAAGGAUCUAACACAGUCCUUUACUGGAAAGAGAACAGCACCAAAAAGCUUAAAGCCCAUGGCAAAUCCAACACUUACAAGUUCUACAAUUAUACGUCUGGUCACAUCCACCAUUGCACCAUCAGAAACUUGGAGUAUCACACCAAGUACUACUAUGUGGUAGGCUUGGGACAAACCGAGCGCAAGUUCUGGUUCUACACUCCUCCUCAAAUCGGUCCUGACGUUGCUUACACGUUCGGUCUCAUUGGGGAUCUUGGACAGAGUUUUGACUCUAACAUAACCUUAACACAUUAUGAGAGAAACCCAAUAAAAGGACAAACAGUUUUGUUUCUUGGGGAUCUCUCGUACGCUGAUACUUAUCCAAAUCACGACAAUACGAGAUGGGACACCUGGGGAAGAUUUGUUGAAAGAAGCACAGCUUAUCAGCCCUGGAUCUGGACAACAGGAAACCACGAACUUGAUUUUGCCCCAAAGAUUGGAGAAACAAAGCCAUUUAAGCCGUUCACACAUAGGUACCGUACUCCAUACCGAGCUUCAGGCAGCACCGAACCAUUCUGGUACUCGAUUAAGAGAGGACCUGCUCACAUAAUCGUGCUAGCUUCAUAUUCAGCGUAUGGUAAAUACACGCCGCAAUACACGUGGCUCGAAGAGGAGUUCCCAAAGGUUAACAGGACGGAAACUCCAUGGUUGAUCGUUCUGAUGCAUUCACCGUGGUACAACAGCUACGAUUACCAUUACAUGGAAGGCGAAACCAUGAGGGUGAUGUAUGAGCCGUGGUUCGUCAAGAACAAAGUAGAUGUUGUUUUUGCAGGCCACGUCCACGCAUACGAAAGAUCAGAACGUGUAUCAAACAUAGCAUACAACGUGGUCAAUGGAGUUUGCAGUCCGGUCAAAGAUCAGUCUGCUCCGGUUUACAUCACCGUUGGUGAUGGAGGCAAUCUUGAGGGAUUGGCUACUAAAAUGACUGAACCUCAGCCUGAGUACUCUGCCUUCAGAGAAGCUAGCUUCGGGCACGCGAUAUUCUCGAUAAGGAACAGGACGCAUGCGUACUAUGGAUGGCACAGGAACCAGGAUGGUUACUCUGUGAAAGGUGACACCAUGUGGUUCUAUAACAGAAUCUGGCAUCCCACUGUUGAUUCUACUUCUUCUGGUUCUUGACAAAACCUUAGAAUCUUAUUUGUAUACAUGUCUUUGAUUGUGCCUGUAUUUGUUUUAGAUCAAACAAAAGGUGCAAAAGUUAAUGAAAAUGAUUUACAUGACAUGUAAAACUAGGUCUAAUAUUUGUAACAGUUUCGAUGUAUCUCUUAUGGUUUAGGUGAUGGCAAGAGAGUGACU
This is a messenger RNA of Thlaspi arvense, 1832 nucleotides long. NCBI's taxonomy places the organism in Eukaryota, Viridiplantae, Streptophyta, Magnoliopsida, Brassicales, Brassicaceae. The record is from the annotation of a GenBank genome assembly.